This is a messenger RNA of Gongylonema pulchrum, 393 nucleotides long. Lineage: Eukaryota; Metazoa; Nematoda; Chromadorea; Rhabditida; Gongylonematidae. The record is from the annotation of a GenBank genome assembly.
AUGGUACUCAUUUUUGAGGUACCACCAGCAACAACCGAAACAGCAGCAGCAACAACAACAACAACAGCAACAACAACAAAAGCAACAACAACGACAACGAGUAAUAAUAGUUUACCGGAUCCGAUUCCAAUGGCAGUGAGAUGCUUCAACAACCAGCCCUCCAGGAUUCCGCCAGCACCACAGGAUGAAAAAAUCUCAUCGCUCUGGGGCACCGGUAGUUCGCCAUCACCGCCCAAUAGCAGUGGGAGCAGCAAUCUGUUCCACUCGUGCUGGUCACCGAUCUCCAAUUCGGCUGAUAUAAUUGCUGGCUCAUCGUCAUCAGCAUGGAACUCGCCGUACGGCUGGAUGGGAUUUACCGAUCACGUAAGCCAGCCGUUUUGCUCCUUUUUAUGA